This is a messenger RNA of Metarhizium robertsii ARSEF 23, 996 nucleotides long. RefSeq lists its product as uncharacterized. NCBI's taxonomy places the organism in Eukaryota, Fungi, Ascomycota, Sordariomycetes, Hypocreales, Clavicipitaceae. The coding region runs from base 1 to 996 and encodes 331 amino acids. The record is from RefSeq and is a predicted model, not a curated record. The transcript has a single exon.
AUGUCAUCCCUAAGUUUACAGCCAUCUUAUGCGACCGCCGAAGCGGCCAUCGGCGCGAUCAACACCAUACAAGCAAGUGAGGGAUUUGUGACUGUGAAAUCCGGCGGCGGUUAUUCGAGACGCACGGGGCUACGAAACUUCUAUUAUAUUCGAUGCCAACACAGCGGCAGCUACAGGCCAAGUACCUCAAAUUCAAACAUUUACAAGACCUCGUCAAGGAAAUCCCAGUGUCCGUUCAAAGCCCAAGUACGGCUAAAUCCUCACGACAACACCUGGGUUCCUGUAAUCAAGGAUAGCCAACAUAACCACGAACCGGUUCUUUCUCCCCUAGAUUCAAGCAUUCUACGGCUUCGAAGCCAACAAAACUACGGCCUAGAAAAGAUUCAGUCAAGGGUCAAAACCCUCAGUCAGAUGAAAACGUUGACCGCGAAGCAAAUCGCUGCGCGAAUUAUGAGCGAAUGCCCCAAUGUCUACAUUAUCGACACGGAGGUGUUUUUCAUGCAACGUCAAUUACGCCCCUCAAAUCGUAACUCGGGGACAUCAGCACAAAAUUCAGCGUCAAACCAGCUUCCCGCAGAAUCUGCGUCGCAAGCCUCGUCGCGAGCAUCAACACCAGCUUCUAGCGACACACCAGCUUCUACCGCCUCAAAUCGCGGUGGCAUCAGGCGGCGGGGUCGCGCCCGGCAACGACACACCAUGGCCAGCCUCGUCGCGCGGGUUGCAGAGCUGGAACAGCUUGCCGGUACUGCUACGGCACGAAUGGAGGCCCUCGCGAAUGCCGUCAUAAGCUCGCACCAAGCUGCCAUUACUGCGAUUCAAGCCUCACAGGCACCAUGGACUAAUUUGCCUUUGGCGCAGUCAAGAGAAGGAGAUUUUACCGGCAGCGCACCUGUUUUUACAUCAAUGCCAAGUCAGGCACUCUUUGGGGACCCUGUUGGCGCGGCUGCUAGUCAUGCUCAAUUUGUGCAAUACGAGCCGCCGGCACAGGGCCGUUGA